CCAAGCAGUAUAACGCCGAGCAGCAUGUGAGCUGGCGGGCGUUGGUGCUCCCGCACGUGACGACGCGGAUUCAAAACAUCAUAGACUCAUUACCGGUUCAAGACCAGAAUCUACGAGAAAAGGGGAGAAUGAUCAUCCAGCAUUUGCAAGUGAACUUCGAGACGUCGCCGCCGUUCAGUGUGUUGCGCAUGGCCGAGGUACUCUAUGACCCGAAGCAUGAAGGAUACGAUCUCGGAUCCGUCGAGAAUGUGCUGAAAUACCUACACGCUUUGGCCAGAAUCGUAUUUGUUAGCUCCAGCGUAGAUGAUUUCCCAGCCCCCACCUUUGCUGAUGGCGCCCCUGAUGACCAUGGUGACCCCAAGGAUGAUACAAUUCCCUUGAUACGGAUUCCGUGGGCCAAUGACCACAAACGUGAGAUUGAAGGGCAUGAAUCUGACGAAUCCCCCAAGAGAACUAAGAAGUCUCCCGAAGGAGAUGACAUGGAUAUGAGCAGCCAAAGCAUAGACGGUGAUGACAGCUACGAAACAAUGGAUAUCAGUGCGGGCGAUGAACAACCGGAAAAGUGAUAUUAAAUAUAUACAAAAGGGUUUUAUGCUCCCCAGAUGGAUGCAAGAAUGGUAAACACUCCGUUUUGGGUGGUUUCUAGAAGAUAGAUCCCAUACAACCCCACACCAGUUCCCAACAGCAAAAGCCGACUGGCAUAAGUGUGCCACACUCCAUACACUCGCUUGGGGAUAUAGUCGAUAAUGCAAGACUUGAACCCCAUAUGACAGUGGACCAAGCAGGUCACGGCCCAUACGGUAUCGACGAUCGGGAGGUCGGGUCCAAGUAUAAAUGGAGCCGCCGUCAACGGGAUCAUGGCGGUACUGACAAUUUUUUCGUAUGCCCAGUGGUGUCCACCUUCGUGGAAAUUGGCCUGUGGAGGUGUGUAUGCAUCGUUGACGGUACCCACGAUAUUUCCCGGAGGCCCUUCCUUGAGCUUGUACUUGGAGAAGUCAGGUUUCAACGAAAGUGGCCUUAUAAGCCUCACAGCACUCGUGAGUCGGGGAAUUCUUGGUACUCUGGUGCUCAAGAACAUGGCGAUGAAAAAACUUCCAUCAAAUCAGGUGCGAACAAGUUAAACAAAUGAAGAAUAUGAUUUAGUAUACAAUAUUUACAAUGACAUUACCAAGAGGCCUUGGUGACACCGGGGAUGAUUCCGGCCCUAGCUCUUUCUCUAAAAGCAGUUCUAUUGAGCUUGAAGUCCUUAAUAACCCACUUGCCGUUUCCAGAUGCCACACACCGGUCUCUGAUCUGUGUAGGUGACGUGUAUUUGGGCAUGGCGGCCAACUGUAAUUGUGCUUCCAACCUCACCGAACCUGCUAACUCAGUGUUUCUGGCAAUGUGUUUCAAGGCAUUCCGAGUAACUUCAUGCUCGGCGUAUUGGAUUCUCUUGAACUGGUCCUUGAGAACCCGAGCGUUGACGUAGCAAUGCUUGGGGAUUUCAAACUUAACGGGAAACCUGAAUGGCAUAACUUUGAGU
Messenger RNA from Yamadazyma tenuis ATCC 10573, 1522 nucleotides. Lineage: Eukaryota; Fungi; Ascomycota; Pichiomycetes; Serinales; Debaryomycetaceae. The record is from RefSeq and is a predicted model, not a curated record.